AUGGACAGAGAUGCAUUCAAAAAAGUUUGUAAAGGUCAAUGGAGAAACCAAGAUGAACAUGGAUAUGUAUUUUUAAAUACUAAAAAACCCGCGGAAAUGAGUAACGAUUGGAAUAAUAUUUUAAAAAGAAAUAAAGAAUAUAUCCAAGCUAAGAAUAAAGUAAAGACCCAAGUUGAAAUUAUCAGAUUACAACAACUCGGAUUAACGGAAAAUCUACAAACUCAACCCAUAUUAAAAUCUCAAGAGGAUAUUAAAAAGAGACUCAUCCCUCCUAAAGAACCCAUUCGUCCUGUAGAACCUCAUCACCCAGAACCGAAUCCAUAUGGUGCCGGUACAAUAGCUGGUGCUGCAGCUGGUGGAGUAGGCGUUGCCAACGCAAAGAAAGCUGCUAUUGCAGAGGCUGCUGCUAAAAAAGCCACCGAUGAAAAGAACGCAGCCGAAGAACGUAGACAUAAUUUAAAAAUGGAAAAGUUGGCAGCAGAGGUUGAAAAACCUAAAACGGAAAAGAAAGGUUCAGGAGUGGGAGAAAUGAUAGGCACAAUGAAAGAAUUUGGAAAAAGUGAAGAAACCAAGAAAACUGUUAAACAAGGAUUAAAUAAAUUAGAAGAUAGUAUUGACACAGGAGAAAUCAAAGUCAAACAUAAGGCGGCUAUUAGAAUAACAAAAACAGUCCUCUCAAAGAAAGCAGAUGAUGCUAAAGCCGCUGAAGAACGUACACAUAAUUUAGCACUGGAAAAGAAAGCAUGA
Messenger RNA from Lottia gigantea (owl limpet), 747 nucleotides. RefSeq lists its product as hypothetical. The transcript has 4 exons. NCBI's taxonomy places the organism in Eukaryota, Metazoa, Mollusca, Gastropoda, Lottiidae. The record is from RefSeq and is a predicted model, not a curated record. Bases 1 to 747 code for a protein of 248 amino acids.